AUGCAAGAACGACACGCACUCUCUCUCUCUCUCUCUCUCUCUCUUACCGUGCUAGCACAAGACGCGAUCAAUAGCGCCGCUCUCGCUCAAAUAGCCUGUGUUGCGCCGUUGCCGUUUGCCGCUGGGAGGGGGGGGGGGGGUCGUCGUACGUUGUCGUCGGCGUCGGCCAAGGUCCCAAUCACUUUUCGCUUUUCCCGAAGAGGGCGUCAGGGCCCUGGUCAGAUGAACAGUGGUCAAGCUGUGAAAGCUGCCAAAGCUGCGAAAAGCUGGGAGUCAGGUUGA
Plenodomus lingam JN3 is the source of this 282-nucleotide messenger RNA. RefSeq lists its product as uncharacterized. The record is from RefSeq and is a predicted model, not a curated record. NCBI's taxonomy places the organism in Eukaryota, Fungi, Ascomycota, Dothideomycetes, Pleosporales, Leptosphaeriaceae.